CGUACUUCCACUCUUUCCUCCCGUCGCGCUGCGCAGAGCCACAGACGGUCCUCCAGCUCCGUGCAGCCCGGUGCGAAGAUGGUUGGCGGCGUGUGUGCUCGCAGGUUGGCCCGCCGGUCGCGGUCCGCCCUGAUAGCAGCCCUCACGGUGCUGCUGGUGCAGACGCUGAUUGUGUGGAACUUCAGCAGCCUCGACUCCGGCGAAGACAGGGAGAACGGAGGCUCCAACGGCCGGGGGAAGAGGGACCGGGUCGCGGGCAACAAAGCCGCCGGCAGCGACUACUUCCAGCACGGAGAAGAGCGGCAGCAGCAUCUUCCUCCGCCUGGGAGGGGGACUUCUCGACACAUACAGCAGCCGGAUGGAUAUUACUCCCACCGGCCGAAGGAGAAAAGCAGAGUCGACAGCAACAAUGAAAACUCCGUGCCCAAAGACUUUGAGAACAUAGACAAUAGUAACUUCGGUGCGCGCUCACAGCCGCACCGGCAGUCUGUAGGGGCAACCAGCAGUAAGCAGCAGCGAGAGCAUCUCCAGGAGAAGGCCCACGCCCAGCAGCAGGCCUGGCGGGGCAGCCCCCCAAGUCCGGGCCGCAACUCAAACGAAGUUCUGCCCGUAGGCCACCAACCGCUGGCAGUUGGCAACAACAUUUCCUACCUGGGUGGUCAUGGCGCCGCAGGAGGAGCGCGGCAGCACUACCGUGCCUCACAGGCCCAGCAGGCCCCGUCGCAGCACAGACACCAACACCCCCACAGGAGGCAGGCGACCGCAGCCACGCUGGAGGUCACCUACGACCAGCCACCCAAGUGCGAGAUCAGCGGGAAGGAAGCCAUCUCAGCUCUGUCUAGAGCCAAGAGCAAGGAAUGUCGGCAGCAGAUUGCUGAAGUGUACUGCAGACACAAGGAGGGACAGUUAAUGCCAGAGAAGGUCACCCGCUACUGCCCACUCGAGGGUAAAGCCAAUGUGAAUGUCCAGUGGGAUGAGGACUCUGCUGAGAACUUUCCAUCAAAGCCAGUGAGAAUAGCGUUUGUCCUGGUGGUCCAUGGACGAGCCUCCCGCCAGUUUCAGCGCCUCUUUAAAGCCAUCUACCACACCUCCCACUACUACUACAUACACGUUGAUCAGCGCUCAAACUACCUGCACAGACAGAUACAGUCCUUCGCAAGCCAGUACCCCAACGUGAGGGUGACACCCUGGCGCAUGGCCACCAUCUGGGGUGGAGCCAGUUUGCUGACCAUGUAUCUUCGCAGCAUGGCCGACCUGCUGGCAAUGAGGGACUGGAGCUGGGAUUUCUUCAUCAACCUCAGUGCUGCUGACUACCCCAUCAGGACCAAUAACCAGCUGGUGGCCUUCCUGUCCAAAUACAGAGGCAUGAACUUCAUCAAGUCCCACGGCAGGGACAAUGCCAGGUUCAUCCGUAAGCAGGGUCUUGAUCGCCUGUUCUUUGAGUGCGACACCCACAUGUGGAGGCUGGGUGACCGUAAAAUCCCAGAAGGCAUCUCUGUGGAUGGCGGCUCCGACUGGUUCCUUCUCAACCGCAUGUUCGUGGAAUACGUAAUCAACUCCAAGGACGACCUGGUCACCAGUAUGAAACGCUUCUACGCCUACACACUGCUGCCUGCUGAGUCGUUCUUCCACACUGUGCUGGAGAACAGCGCCCACUGCGAGAGCAUGGUUGAUAACAACCUGCGCAUCACCAACUGGAACCGUAAGCUGGGCUGUAAGUGUCAGUACAAGCACAUCGUGGACUGGUGUGGAUGCUCUCCUAACGACUUCAAGCCCGCAGACUUCCACCGCUUCCAGCAAACAGUGCGGCCCACCUUCUUUGCCAGGAAGUUUGAAGCCAGCGUGAACCAGGAGAUUGUGAACCAGCUGGAUGCCUACCUGUUUGGACCCUUGCCCCAGGGAACGCCGGCUCUACGCUCCUACUGGGAGAACGUGUACGACGAGCCAGAUGGCGUGGCAAGCCUGUCGGACACACAGCUCACGUACUACCACUCCUUCUCUCGACUGGGCCUGGGGAGGGCUGCCGCCUCGCUGCAGGGGAACCCGAAAGAUCACAGCUGCCGGUACUUCCCCAUGGGCCACCCGGUGUCAGUGCAUCUCUACUUCCUGGCCGACCAGUUUCAGGGCUACCUGGUAAAACACCAUGCCACCAACCUGGCAACCAGCAAGCUGGAGACCAUGGAGACUUGGGUGGCGUCCAAGAAGAACUUCAAGCUAACCACCCCUGCCACCAGCACAUUCAGCAGGUUGCAGUUCGCAGAGAUCGGGACAGAGUGGGACGCCAAAGAACGCAUGUUCAGAAACUUUGGCGGCCUGAUGGGUCCCAUGGACGAGACGGUGGGCAUGCAGAAGUGGGCUAAAGGGCCCAACGUCACCGUCACGGUCGUGUGGAUCGACCCCACCAACGUCAUCGCAGCCACCUACGACAUCCUGAUUGAUGCCAGCGCCGAGUUCACCCACUAUCGCCCGCCUCUCAACCAGCCCCUGCGUCCUGGCGUGUGGAGCGUCCGCAUCCUGCAUCACUGGAGCCCCGUGGCUGAAAUGCACUUUCUAAUUGCGCCGUUGGCUUUUAACAAGCGCCAGCCCAUACGACAAGAGGAUGCUCUGAAGCUCCACAACGGGCCAGAGAAGAACAGCUACAUGGAGCAGAGUUUCCACGGCCUCAACCCGGUGCUCAACAUCCCCGUUAGCUUGGGUUACGUGGAGCAGGCCAAAAGGAACGCUGCCCUCACCGGCCCAGAGCUCGACCACUGGUUGGACAGCCUGGUGGGCGAGCUGUGGGAGGCAGCCGACGUCUGCGCCGUGGGCCCCACCGCCUGCCCCGUCAUGCAGGCCUGUCCCAAGAACCCGUGGAGCUCCCUGAGCCCAGACCCCAAAUCCAAACUGGGAGCGCCACGCGCCGACGGUCGCAUCAGGUAGCAGCGAGGCCUCCAGCUGGACAGGAGGCCCUGGCACUGUUUCUUUUUAUUUAUUUUUGAGGUUUGUUGCAAGUGGAAGGAAAUGCAAAGGAAGAAGGUGGAGGAGAUGUCAAGGGUGUCUGGACGGAAAGCGAGAGGGAAUGAUUUUCAGAUCCUCCCACUGGGUUCCUUCUUUUAAGAGAUUAUGCUGGCUUUGCUAUUUCAGUCUCUGUGUAUUUAUUUUUCCUCUCAUGGCUGAGUUUUACUGUGAUCAACGCUUGCAGUUUUCAAGCAUUUAGUUUGCCGCUGAAUGAAUUAUGGAGUCAGCUUUUAAUGCCCUGCACAGGGCACAGUGGUCUCAUGAGUAUGGACUGCCAACCCUUCCAAGACCUUAGUGUGGAGGCAACCAGGAACUGUUCAAAAGUAUUCAGACAGCCCAAAACUAAUUUGGAUGCGACUCAAAUGCAACACCGUUAAUAAUGAACUUGUCAAAGCCAAUUACUUUCUAGAUGUGUCUAGAUAGUUCACUGAUGUUUGUAAAUCAGAAUAAUUAACUUCCUUCAGUUCAGUGCCUGAUCAGGUUGUGGAGCUGUUGCCGUGGCUCCACUAACAAUGUGCAGCAGUCACAUUGUAUCAAAACGGAACGCGUAUACAGACAAAGGCCUCCUCAGAAUAACUGGAUUAUUGGAACAGUUUGGAUUAUAAUAGAAAUUCCAUGUAGACACUUUAGCAUUUGAUGACAUGAAAUGCUCCAUUUGUGGUUGUUGUACAAUAGUAUUAUAAGACCUAACAUUCACAUUGUGUAGAUUACUUAAACAACACCCAGAUGUUGUGACAGGUCGAGGAGAAAAAGUCUUUCGCACAUCUUGGAUUUAUUUAUUUUUUUGUCUUUCUUUUUUAUUAUUUUUUGCCAACUUGCCUCAAAAACAAAAAAAUUAUCUCAAGCUGACCUUAAAAUUCCUGUCCUUGUUUUAGCUGUCGCCUAUUUUUUUAUUCCAGUCAUUUCAACACACGUUAUGUUGUACAUAAUUAUACACAAAGUCUCAAAAAUGGUGUGAAUGACGGGGGUGUGAGUCCAUGAGUCGCUAUUUAUUUAUAAGUUUAUAUUAAUACUGAUAUUUUUAGUCAGUGACUAAAUAACUGCGACGCUGCCUUGGCAGCAUGAUAAAUAUUUUUUUGUAAAGAAAGCCGCCUUUAUUUACAAAGGCCACCACCCCGAACUUAUACUGUAUCUUUUUAUGGCCCGCACCUGUGUGUUACUCAGUGUUGUCCUGUCUGAAUAGAUCUCCUUGUCUUGGUUUCUUACAUGGCUGUGUGCCAAGCGCAUCACUAGAAAAAGCCACCCUGACCUGUGGGGUCAGAGGUCAGCUCUACUAACAACCUCACCUAACAGAGAGGGUGAAAACACUGUUCACGAGCGAACACACUGGACGGCGUCUGGAUAGAAGAGGAAACUGUCACUCUCGGUGUUUCAUGGUCCCUGUCAGUUUCAGAAUGAUAGUGCGUGGAAGUGAUCUUCAUGCUGUGACAAUAAUGUACAAUUUCAAGUGAAUAUCGUGUUGUAUCUUGAUUGCAAAAUGCCUAUUUAUUAGAUCGGGUCCAUGGCACCUUUUCGCUCCUAAUUGCAUUUGAAUUGUGCCAUCAAGACAAUCUCUGAAUAUCUGAGACAAGUUAAUUACGCAGAGGGUAGCGCCGCACCGCAACACAUCCUGAACAAGAGGUACGGUCACAUAUUUGUUUUACCUCGAAAUAAGUUUCAUCUGAAGCCAAUUAGGUUUCCAUCUGUGAGUGUCAACAUUGUUUAGUGACCACACGAGCUAAGGGAGUGUUUUUGCACAGUCUAAUUAACAGACAUUACUGUUCAUUAAUGUCAAGUUCACCUUGCCUCUCUUGUCAGAUGUGUGUGUUAUAGCUGAUAUCUCUCCUUCCCUCUCACAUCUGCAGCGCUUCUGGGGUUGGGUUGUUUUCCUCUGGCCGGCUUCUGCUGCCAUCUUUGAACUUAUAGUGCCACCGUGCUCAGAACAAUUACUCCUCGCGAGACAUAUUAUGAUGUAAGAUCAAUGACAGUUUUGGAAAAAAGGUGAAUUAAUUAAAUGUAACUAAAUGUGAAAGUCCUAUUUUGUAACAAAAUUAUUAACAAAUGAAGAAAAUGUACAUAGGUAUUUUGUAUUGAAAUUAUUGUUUAAAAGGUAUUGUACGUGUAAAUACAAAUGUGGUAAAAUGAAAAUGAGUGUCGAUAACUGGCCACAAAGAGUGAAUAGAUGGUGUUUAUUGAUCAAAGUAACAUAACCUGUUUCAGUGUUUUGGACAGAUGUGACAACAACCUUGUCCUGUUUGCCUCUCAGAGAAAAAUCACAUGCCAGAUUGUUGUUGUUCUUGCUGGAAUGUAUUGUCGAGCAACUGUUGCACAAAUUUCUCUGACUGACGUUUCCCCUGUUACUUCUUUUUCCGGGGAGGCUCUGUGUGCCUUAGCUGACUUUUAGAACCUUCUCUGUCCAUUAAAAGAAAAUCAUUAUUUUGUUAUUUGUUUUGAUGAAAACCAUGAGUCUGUCAAGUGAUUCUCUGGUACCGCAACACCAAAAUGAUGUCUGCUGUUGUAUAUAUAUCAUCAGGCCUUCUGUCGUUAUCAGCUUUUAUUUUUUAUUUUUUUCUUCCCUUUGGGAGAUUUGUUUUUGUCGUACUUGACCGGCUUGUUUUACUUUUCUCUGACUGCUUUUUGGAAAUAAAACUCUCCAGAAAAACA
Molecule: messenger RNA, 5640 nt
Organism: Mugil cephalus (flathead mullet)
Lineage: Eukaryota; Metazoa; Chordata; Actinopteri; Mugiliformes; Mugilidae
Gene: xylt1
Product: xylosyltransferase I
Exons: 11
Coding region: 79-2919 (946 amino acids)
Biological process (GO): chondroitin sulfate proteoglycan biosynthetic process; heparan sulfate proteoglycan biosynthetic process
Cellular component (GO): membrane
Molecular function (GO): protein xylosyltransferase activity
Source: RefSeq, a predicted model, not a curated record